AAUUUUUUUGUGCAUAUUUCAGCUGUGUGUAACCCAAAUUUCAGCUCAUUAACAUUUCAAAAAAAAGUCAAAAGUGUCCGUUUUACCCCAGCCUCCCCUAAUCUUCGCGAAGCUUCACGAUUUACGGUAAAAGAUGCCCAACUCUAGUCAUGUCGUCUUUAGUCGACUUUCGAACAUCAGUUAUUGGAUAUUACUGGGCUAAAUGACGCACUUAUUUAUAAGUUGUCCUCCGGCUCAUCCGAAUGCCGCCAAAAUAACGCCAUCUUUCGGACGCCAUUGGGAAGACCUGCACUAGGAGGGGUUGCAGUGGUUGCAAUCAUGGCGACGUUGAUUGACAACUACGAGCAACAAUACGCGGUUCUAACUGCGGACAUCACAGCGAAAAUCAGUAGGAUAGCGGCGUUGACUGGGGGUGAAAAACGCGCGUUCAGUCAGGAUGUCGAUCGACAGCUCGAGGAAGCGCAGGAGUUGUUGGAGCAGAUGGAGUUGGAGGUGCGGGGAACCUCCGGAAACCAGAGAGAACGACUCAAGAGCAGAGUGGAGAGCCAUCGAGCCGAGUUGAAAAGGCUCUCGCAGGAGUUUCAAACAGCGAAGAAGCCGAAGGAGGACGCCAUCGAUAUGGGUCUCGACGACAAUUGGGACAGUGGAGUGACUGAAGAUCAAAGGAAGAGGCUCCUGGAUACUUCAGAGAGGAUAGACAGAACUGGAAGAACUCUGCAGAAUGGGUACAGAAUGGUUCUGGAGACUGAAGAAAUUGGAUCUCAGGUGCUGAAGGAUCUUCAUGACCAGAGGGAGACGAUCCAAAGGAGCCGCGGAAGGUUGAGAGAAACAGACGCAGAACUGGGUCGAGGCUCUCGCCUCCUCUCAACCAUGAUCUUUCGAUCAAUCCAACAAAGACUAAUCCUAGCAGCUGUCGUAGUUGUUCUCGCAAUAGUCGGCUGUAUCGUGAUAUACUACAGCUUCACAUCUCGAAGUUAAGGUACAUGUGAUGAAUUAAUUAACCAAUUGAUUAAUUAAAACCUCCAGGAACUUUGGAGAGGGGCCAUGAACCCCUAGCUACCAGAAGCGCCUGUCCGAAGUGGCCUAACGCAAUUUCUAAUCAGUUAAUCAUCAUCAAACGAAGAGAGCAGUAUUUAUUUAUUAUGGUUGUUGAUGUUGUGAUUGAUGUAAAGAUUAUGUUUAUGCUAAUGCAUUCCACUGUGUUUUGAGAGGUGACUGAUAGAUAUGAAACUGUAAAUGAUUUAAAAUUAAUUGUAAAUAAAGAAAUUAAUA
Messenger RNA from Diachasma alloeum, 1272 nucleotides. It is a transcript of the gene Vti1a, whose product is annotated as vesicle transport through interaction with t-SNAREs homolog 1A. The transcript is spliced from 6 exons. Gene Ontology annotation, biological process: Golgi to vacuole transport; intra-Golgi vesicle-mediated transport; vesicle fusion with Golgi apparatus. NCBI's taxonomy places the organism in Eukaryota, Metazoa, Arthropoda, Insecta, Hymenoptera, Braconidae. The coding region runs from base 319 to 978 and encodes 219 amino acids. The record is from RefSeq and is a predicted model, not a curated record. Gene Ontology annotation, molecular function: SNARE binding; SNAP receptor activity. Gene Ontology annotation, cellular component: late endosome membrane; ER to Golgi transport vesicle membrane; endoplasmic reticulum membrane.